Messenger RNA from Paramuricea clavata, 9880 nucleotides. The record is from the annotation of a GenBank genome assembly. NCBI's taxonomy places the organism in Eukaryota, Metazoa, Cnidaria, Anthozoa, Malacalcyonacea, Plexauridae.
AUGGUUGGCACUAAUAAAAAUAAAAUUGUGAAAUAUCUGCGAAGUAUUAAAACAAGACGAACAAGCCUACGUCUUCAAAAUAAAGUCAAGAAACCCUUGCCUCAGAAUGUAGCUAAAGUCACGCAAAAUCCUCUUGGCGUAUUCAGUUAUGUUCCAGAUGAAAUCUUGUUUUAUAUUUUCCACCGUAUGCGACUAUACGAUCUUGCUUCACUCGCUUUAACUUCAAGAGCACUACGAGAUAAGCUGAUGAGUUUUCACUACAGCACUCAAGCAUUGCCAGUCUUAAAACCUGUGGUGAUAAAUCCUGAAAGCUCAGAUGAAACAGACAGAGAAUCAGCAUACCUCUCUCAUUUUCACAACUUGGGUAAGCAUACGGUAUUGUAAAUGACAUAUCUGAUCAUUCUCUGAAAUAUAUUCAGUGGUGAAUUACAUUGAACUCAACCAGCCGCCGCCAUUCUCCACCCCGCCGGCAUAUUUAUACAUCCAGAUUUAAAAUCAGUCAAUCUUAAACUUUAAACAUUAUAUUGCCAAAUCAUCCCAUGCAAGUCUGUGAACAACCAGAACGUUUUCUUUCCUUCAUUCUACCCAUGCAGCUGUUCCAAUAAAACCUCCAUUAUUUCUCUCUCUCCACCUGUGAAAUAUAGAGUUUGAAAAUAUCAUACAACCCCCUAAUCUUAAGCCCCUCUCAUGUUAGCUUUUAGGGCACGUAAUAUAAUACACCUCCAGGUAAGGUUACUGUCCCGCGUAAAAGGUGAAUUACUAUAUAUACAGUUUUGUUUAGAUAGCGCCGUUUCUCAAUUGACCUGUUGUAAAAAUUUACAUCUGAGGUAGGAGUAACGGUGCGUUUCACGUUCCCUGUAGACAUCAUGCUUGAGUCCAUUUAAGGCUGAACUAUUUGACUUGUUUAUUGUCUGGAAAUGCGCUUUAGAGUAAAUUUCAAAGUUUUCGGGUCGAGUGGGAGAGGUCUUUUAUGUUUUCGGUCUUAAGUAGUUAAAUUACUUAUGUUUCCUUGGGUAUAAUGCUCUGACUGUGGUUUUUUGUGUUGAAAAUUAUAAUCACGAAUUAAACUCUGGCAUCGCAUCAAAAAAUGGUGAUUACUCAAAUUCCCACAAACUUCUUUGAAAUGAGUUUCCAACCGUAGCUUACAGAGUCUGUUUGGUUGUGUAAUGCAAAAUAACGCGUAGUAGUGCGGAGUGUAAAUGUUUCCAAACCACUUUCAGGAAUAUUUCUCAAGAGAUUGACCUGUUUGUAUUCAACAAGAGAGAGAUUAAGAAUCGUUGGAAUUCUAUUGGAAAAGGUAAUUACUCCCAAACUUGGAAACCAGGUGCGUCAGGCAACAAAAGGUGGCCGAAGUGAUCUAAAACAUAUCCUGACUUAAAACAAGAAAGUUGUUUGCUGUUGGGCCACCUUAGACUAUGUGCACACGGUAACGUUUUCGAGCGUUUUCAUUUGUGUUUUCACGCUAAAACGGAUACAAACACUAUCAAUUUACGACAGAAGUUGUAGUUUAUUUAAUAUAUCCGAGAUAUUUUCCUUUGGGCUGUGCGAAUACGUGUCAAAACGAUUUUACGGACAAAAACGUUUUUGAAAACGCUGCAAAACGACGCCCGUGUGCACAUAGCCUUAGUCUACUGUCAUGAUAAAUUACAUACCGCAGAUUGAUCAAAUAUUAUAUCAGACAAUCAUGUUGUUUUUCGCUACUUUAGUUGGCUUCACUAAAUGAAUGCAACAUCAAACAAACAUGCAACCAUUAAUUAACCAGCCAAAUGUUUGAAAAGUCAAUGCAUGAGCCUAAUGAGGUGUACAACACCCCUGGUGAAGUAUACUAGAGAACUCCCAGAAUCCAGGGAGGAACUCGUGUACUGCAACGUACAGCAUAGUGAUUUUACUUAUUUACUUUAUAAUUUGUUAACUUUCGUCAGUUUAUUUUGCCAAAUAUUACUUCAAUUUUAACAGUUUAGUUUGAUUUAUUAACCUUUACGAUAUUGCAGCUAAAAGACACCCACCUGGCCAUAUGUGAACAUUAUGGCAGUGAGGUAGCUUACCGAUGCUACGGCAAUAUGCUCCAUGCUUUAAUUGCGGGAUGGGAAAACGACGAGAAGUGCAGGGCGUACUUGGCUGUCAAAGGUAAAUGUAAUGAUUCGUGUGUUUAAAGUGUAGUAUACAAUGCAUGCAGGUACAUUUUUCAAUACCACAAUUAAUACACCCUUUUAGAAAGUACGUUAUGAUAAUGUAAUAUUUCAAAUACGACUAUGAGAACUGGACUAGAUUUCAGCUCCGCGCGCAAUUUGAUCCAGUCCGAGACGAAGCAGAGGACUGGUUCAAAAUGCGCGGUCUUGAAAUCUAGUCCAGUCCGAAUUGGAGGAUUUGAAAUGAAAUCUCAUGCAAGUAAAUCACGACUUAAAGUGAGGUGAAUUAAUUUUGGUCCAGUCCAAGGACUGAAUUAAUUUUGAUCCAGUCUUAGGACUGGAUCAAUGUACUUCAUCAGGUAUCCAGUAUUAUCAUGUGAGCAAAAUAUGUUUGGCUAAUUUACUCAUGAAUUAUUAAUGAGUUUGAGAUUUUAUAUUCCAAUCCAGAUUAGAAUCAGAAUUUAGAUUCCAGUUAAUUAAUUUCAAUCAUGAAACCGAGGCUCCAUAAGCGUGCGAAAGCCAUUCCUGAUCGAGACAGACUAGUCAUGCAUGGAGUCCGUUUGGCAUUUUGGCUGUUGGAAUUGAAUCACUGUCUAGUCUGUCUGAUAAUGAGGUUACCCAAUUAAUUUAACACAACAUUAUAAACUUACCCCCAUAGUGCUAUAUGCCAAAAUAGUAAUCCUGACAAAAUCCUUAUAAGAACUGCGCUGAAAACAAUUGAAUGUCGUCCAAUAUCAACAAAACUUUACGUUACUAUGAGGUAUGUUUGUGCUGGCGUCAUUACGAGAUCUAAUUGAUGAAAAACAUUGAUGAACUAUAUCUCAUUAUUUCGUCCGCGGUGACCUAUCUUAAAAUUUUGCACGCCGAAUUUUAUUGCAAAAGUCAUUCUCCAUGCCGAAAAUAAAUGCCGAAGAAAUGUUAUUGAAACAACUCACAUUUUUGGGUUUUAAAGAAAUUGACAUUAGAGAAUAUUUUUAAACUUUGCCUAUUGUCAGACUAUAAUGGAGAAUGUGCCAUAUAUUGUCAGAUUUAUAAUGUCACUUGUGAGCUGUUAUGUGUCAACGUAUUUCGACAUAUUAUUCUGUAACUAUAAUUCAAACGUUGCGCUUCUCGUCAUGUGCCGAAUGCAUUAAAAACAAUAUGAAAAUCAGCUGAAAUGCCUCAUUAUCUAUUGUUUGUAAUGCGUUUGACACAUGAGAAGUGCGACGUUUGAAACAAGGCUUAGAAUAUUGCCUAAUUUCUCAAGGUAUGAACAACCGAAUUAGAGUACUGGUUAUAAUAUUAAUAGUUUAAAUUAUACCCAUGAUUUCGUUUGUUCAUAUAUAAGAACUAAGAAGUACUGAAAAUAGUCAUGUUUAUGCACUAGUCAAUCGAAGCCCAGCCCCCCCCCCCCCACCCCCGGGGAUAUACCGUGUUUUAACGGGACUUUGCGGGGGAAAUACAGGCUUUUAACAAACGUCGCUUGUUUGCUACCCGGGGUUUUAACACUGACUUCAAACACUCAUUAAUAAUUCGAUUGGCAAAUCAUGUCAACUAUAAUAUGUCACGUGCAGUGGCUUUAAACCUGAUAAAACACUACUAAUUAGCAUUCUUUAUAUAAAGAAUACUAAUAAGGCAGCAUCUAUUGUUGUCGUGUUCUCAUUAGUAUUUUUUAUAUAAAGAAUACUAAUAAGGCGGUAUAUCUAUUGAAUUUGUAUAGUCGUGUUUGAAGCCGUUUAAUAAACUCGCAGGUCGUGUUUUAUUAGGUCUAAAGCCACUCGCGCUGCGCGCUCGUGUCUUUAAACCUAAUAAAACACUCCUGCUCGUUUAUUAAACAGUACUUAAAUAGUCGGGCAUCAUAGCCGGGGAUUUAACGCCAUUUUUAACGUGUGAAAAUAUCAUUUGUUGUAAACGCAUUGCCACGGACGUUUUAUUGUUUUUCACUGAAUUUUGCUUAUAUAAUAAACAGGAAAAUACAUGGGUGCUUGGAAAUACCACUUUAUUUCUCGUGUUGAACAUGAUAUCUCACUCGUUCGCUGCCCUCACUCGUAAGAUAUCAUGUUCAACACUCGAAAUAAAUCUGGUAUUUCCGCGCACCAAUGUAUUAUUCUCUAUAACUUUGGCGGAGUUUUAAUAAAAUUAUUAAUGUUAGGUUUUUUAUCAAACUGCGGAAAUUUGAAAAAAAAACACCCAAAUGUUUAGGCCCAGUAACCCGGGGAUUUUAACAAUUGAACAAGAUUUUUUAGCCGGAAUUUUAACAACCGUGAAAUGUUAAAAUCCCCGCUUAGUCCCGGGGGUCGGGGGGUCGGGCUUUCGAUUGACUAGUGCAUUAAUGUUAUUGUGGUGUCUAUAGAGUUCAGGAGGACCAGAUUGGAAAAAGUUGUAACUUUAGCCUAUAUAUGUUUGUCCCCAAUAACUAAAGUGUUAUUAUUGUUAUUAUGUUCUCAGUAAAAUGAAGCACGAAAGAAAUUGGGAUUUGAAGCAUUUUAGAGUGAACUUCGUACGCACAAAUCAAUCCAUGAGUGGUAUCAACUGUAUCGCAUGACGUGAUUCAGUCAAUCUGAGUUGAUGGCCAGCUGCAAGAUCCAAUGCUCAAAAAGUUAUAUCUUGCAUUUUCGUUAUAUAGCCCUGCCAUUACGUUUCAAUAAUUAUCGUACUUUAGGUGCUUCACGUGUCGAUGAGCGGUUGGAUGAAGCGUUAAAGAGAGGCCCUGGAUCUAAGCCUUGGUAUGAAAAAUAUGUCAGAGUAUUUUAUAGAGAAAUAUUCCUGGACAAAGCUGAUGAUGGUGCUGAACUUGGUUUUUGGUUAUGUCAAAUGCUUUCGCCAUUGCCCCUUGUAUAUCAAGCUAGAAUGCUUUAUAUACUAUACGGACCUGAAGACUCUAAUGAAGGUAUGAAAUAUAUUUAAUAAAAUGCACAAAAUAAUAAAAAUAUCACAAUAUUAAUAUUAUUUUCAUCACCAAAUAUAUGUCUGGUGCUUCAACAACAAUUGGAAAAAAAGAUUGCUAAGCACAAAAUGUAGGAACUUUUAUCUUCCUAGAGUCUAGAGAUACUUUGUUAUAUCAAGGAAUUCCUUUCUAUAUGUAGACAAAGUAGAUGGACUAGCUAAUAUCUACUAUCAGUCGAGCAUUCGCUCACUUGAACGUCCUAUAGGAAAAUGCUCUAACGAAUUUCCACAUUGAGUUGAGAGAAGCAAAGUGCCAAAUGACCCCCCCCCCCCCCCACCCUCUCCCAUGGAAAACAUUUUUUAUAAAUUGCAUUACGUGUGAAGCAUGGAAUUAUGAUCAUCUGAACCUUUCAGAACCAGACAGAUGGAAAUAUGAUACAACGUAAGAUCUUACCCUCAUCCAGCAAUGCGACGUAUAUGUACUUUCCAUAGUUUAAUUGAUACUGAGUCCAGUUUACUCAAAAACUGAAAUGCACUUUGCUAUGCUAUGCUAUGCUAUGCUAUAUUUGUCUCAACUAAAUAUGGUCUCAUCUAGAAUUGAUUUAUUGGUAUAAAAUGACAACAUGCCCAACGUUCUUUGGUGUUGAUGAUAAAGACCUUGAAGGAAUCGCAAAAGCGUUGACAAAUCUCUAUAACAACAAUGAAAAAGAAUGGAGCCGUGAUAAUUUGAUCAGUGUAAUGGAAGAACUGAUUAGUAAGUAUUGAAUAAGUAUAUUACAGUUGAAUCUGAUAAACAGAGAAUGUUUGACCUGUUGCGCUCUUUAGAAAAAGAAUGUUUGUCCACCCCUAGAGCUAUACGGCAUUUUGAAUAAUUUGUUAAGUAAGUAUAACCGUGUAUAAUGCGUUGACAGUGCGUCUGAGAAAGGCGUUAAUCAAUUCAAAAAUUUUGAAGAGUCAUUGUCAACCACAAUGCAUCGUGCGCCCAAACCUGCUUGGCGGCCAUUUUAAUGGCGGAAGAAUAGAUAUUUCGGUUUUCAAUCCAUUAAAUAUUACUUAUACUUGCUCAUUUUAACUUUUUCAUACUAAAAUUGCACCAAAGAAAUGUUUAUAAUCGUCAUUUGUUGCUAUUUGUCACUUCCGAAAUUUCGACAUAACUAAUUGUUGAAGGGACUUUAAUAGAAAUUUCGAGUGGAAUUUUUAUACAUUUAUUAGACUUGACCAGAAGUAGUUGCGGAAAAUGCAAAUAUUGGCCUUCUGGCAGGAAUCGAACCUGCGGCCAUGCGCGGAUCAUGUGCUGCGCUCUAACUAACUGAGCUACAGAGAGAUAGUUGUCGAGCUCUAACCAGAAGUACAUGUAUAAAUACUACGGUAGCGACCACAUUUAUAUAUAUGACGCGGAAUGUGUGUUGUUAUACCUAUAUUCUGGUUUCACAGUUCGAAUGACAGCUAGUGAGUAGUGAUCCCUUUGAAGUGAUCAAUUAUUUUUUGUCAAAACAUUUACUGUCGUCGUCGUCGUUGAGAUUACUUUCGUUGAUUAUGUUGUUCUGACGAUAAAAUAUAAUUUAAAAGAUCCAUUCCUACCUUUCUGGACCAAAAUCCUUUCCCAAAUUUAAUUUUUAAAAAUGAUGAAAUGAUUCAUAUGUUUUUAUAUUGUUUUUAAUUUUAUUUCUAAGUUCUUCCUGGAGGUUGGUGCCUGGAAAAUAUCGCAAAACUUUUGAAACUUUGUGGUGAUGCAAUAUGUUGUGAGUUUUUGGGCAGUAAAGCGAUAAAUGGAAGAACACAGGAACUUGCCUUUAUCGCAUAUUACAUUGUUCAGGUAACAAUCUUGUUAGAUGCUUGCGAUGUUACUCUGAGUGUGUAUCCACACCGGACAGGUUUGAAAAAUAUGCCUGGCCACGGUAGCCAGUGUGGAUAUACACUUAGAGUAACAUCACAAACAUCAUAUUCACCUGAGUACAUAACACCAACACAGAAAAAUUAUAAUUUACGUGUUAUGCUUUGCAACUCUCUCACACAAGGCCAGGUCAGGGAUCGGGCAUGUCGUUAUGAUAUUGAAGUCUACUAGGACGUUUACCUGAAUAAAAGCAUUAAUAGAAUAUUUUAGUGCUGUCAAAAAGCUUUAAUAAAUUUUUAUAAAUUUUAAGCCGGUUUUCAGGAAUACAUAUUCAUGCUGACGGAUUCACGGUGCCCUGCGCCUGCGCGAAGGAACUCAUGGUACUGUCCUUAAAAGUGCAGUAGUGUUAUAUUCAUUUCAUUGCUGAUCUAUAAAGGUUGUUGUCAAAAUAUUUCGAAAAUUAAAUUAAGCAACAUUUGAACAAGCUGUAAAAACGUUUUCCGCAUAAUUUUUUUUAUUACUGUAUCGCUUUAACUUGCAUAGAGUGUACAAGGUAUAACUAUGACGUAACCUUUGUAAUUUUAUCUGUGAAUUGCACAACAAACGUCUCUUGGUAUCCUGGGUAUCCUAAAUUGUUUCAGCAUGUUUUGUAAUCAUGCUAAACCAUCUUGACAAAAUAUGACAAAAUUUUUAAUGGUUUUUGUAUUCUAUUAUAAGCUGCCGAACACUGACUGGUUCGAACUACCUAAAAAAGCUAAAAAAAUAUUUCAACAGCUGGAGAACAUACUCAUGAAGUCCUUAUCUCAAAAGGCCAAGCCAUCUUCAGACACACACCUGCAUGUACAGCACUGCAGCAGCUUGCUCUCUUUUAAAAUCUGCACAUUACACAUAUAACACCUAUUCGUCGAAGGCGAGGUGAUUAUUGGCUUAUUGGGGAGUAUUCCCCAAUCCUAAGGCGAAUAAUUGUUUUACUAUUCUUACACAAAUCUUUUGUGGGACUGAAUUCAUUUUAAUUUCGCUUAUUUCUUUAUCAGUAACUUCCACACAACGGCUAGCCGCCAUUUUGCAAAUUUGAUUUUGUUAUAUUCACCUGUAAGUGAAUAUAACAGCUUCAUACGUCAAAUUUGACCAAUCAACUUGUAGGAAUUGUUAUAUUAACUUGUGCAAGAAUACUAAACGUAUAUAAAAAGAAUUUCACUGAGAUAUGAUUAUCUGCUAUUGAAAUGUUCAGGCACUGAUGGAAGAUAAAUUGAAUGGAGAUGAAAACAAAGAAAAACUGGAAUGGUUUGUCAGUUUAAUUAAGAGAAUUGUAAAAGUGAUGCCAUGUAAAAAACAGCGUACUAUGUUGGUGAGCUCAUUGUUUGAUGUUUGGGAGGAAACUAUACUUGGAUUACACGAAGAUGUUCACGCUGUAUCAGGUAAGUCUUAGGCGUGCCGUUUACUUUUUUGGCUAUAUCAUCGCCACAUCAAAUGUUAUCCUGAAACUGUUACAUUCGAUGUUGUGACAAGUGAAUGCGGCAUCGUUUAUCUGGGCCUUUGGAAUUUUACAAUAUUUAAUCAAAUUCUGCUUUAAUUUUGCUUUAGACUGGAUGUUAAAAGAGAUAUACGAUAGGGGAGUUUUCAAGAGGGAAGUCUGUUUCCCAGCAACUGGGCACCUGUAACAAACUUAAACGUUAUCCUGAAUCUUUUCCUACAUCCAAUUUCAAUCCUAACACUACUAUUAACGCGAACUUAGACUUCGAACUAUCUUGCCACACCCUCUCGUUUAUCGCUUUAUCCAUUAUCAUUGGUUUACAGAUCAAAACCUUUAAAAUUAAGUAAACAAUCUGAAGUUGUCAAAACUUGAAUCGAUUUUAAAAUUAAUACACUGUAUAAAAUUGGACGCCAAUUGAAAAAGAUCGCCUGCAGUCAGAAACUGCGGUCCUCCAUCAGCAAAUUAGACAUUGCAAGGAUUCAUGUCAGGGGCAAAGCCAGCCCUACACGAGCGGGGGGAGUGGGGAAGGAUGCACAAUCGGAGAAUACACAGAAAAAUUAGGGGCUCAGGCUAUCCAUGAGAAUUGUCCCUGAGAAAUGUUUCAAUUUUGGAGGUCUGCGAAAAGGCUAUUCCAUGCAUUUCGAUGUUUUUUGAUAAUCCGAAACGCACAGUUUUGGUAUAAUCUUGAACUGUCUUUGUCAGUGUAGGUUGUGCCAAUAAAAUGAACAACCUGUUGAUAGGGAUGAAACCACCCGAAAAUAUAUAAGGAUAAUUUCAACGUUUCGAGCAAAGGCCCUUUGUCUGAAAGGGCCUUCACUCGAAACGUCAAAAUUCUCCUUAUAUAUUUUCGAGUGGUUUCAUCCCCACCAACGAAAGCUUGUACGCUUUUGGCGUAUUUAAUUUUUGUCAUAGAUGAAAGUAUUACGCGGUUACGCCCGGAGUUGUGGAAUAAUCAAUAGAUGAAAGUAUUACGCGGUUACGCCUCGCCCAGUGCCACGCAGUUGUGGAAUAAUUACAGAAUUGGCCCCGAAGAAAAAUGGGGGAGGUCCUGAACCACUCAUCUACCCCCCUUUCCACCACCCUCGUGGCUGCGCCCAUGAUUCAUGCAUACAUUAUGCUGACAUAACUAAAUAUCUGUUCAGUUCUUGCUAGAAAAGCAAGAUAACGUUUUGUAUAUUUCUCAUCAAAUUUUCGUGCAAAUUGAACCAACAUUCAAUUGAAAAAUGGCGAUUGAAUUCUGCUCCCAUGCAGACAAACUUGCUAUACAUACACUCACGCAUAAGCGAAAUGAAACACGUUUAUUUUUAAUAGAUAACGAUACAGAACUUAUUGAAAUUUACAACGCAUCUGUUCAUUAUUUGGCUAAAGUAAGUGGUAUGUUGCUGUUGGAUAAAAUUGAUUAAGUGAUGUCACGAAGCCAUGCCUUGAUCAAGUAAAGUUGUUGCAUAUUAUGGUUUGCAACGAGAUUACAGCAACUAUUAACUCAACCAUUCUUCGCAGACCUGCACAGGGCUGCAAAGUUUUAUGGCCCUUUCUGCAUGUAAGUUAAGAUCGAUGUUCUACUGUAUCUUAAAAAUA